Paraglomus brasilianum is the source of this 852-nucleotide messenger RNA. The record is from the annotation of a GenBank genome assembly. NCBI's taxonomy places the organism in Eukaryota, Fungi, Glomeromycota, Glomeromycetes, Paraglomerales, Paraglomeraceae.
AUGAGCAAUUCUUAUAUUCCAAUAACAGCUAGUUACUCUCUCGCAAACCAAUUUUCUUCCCCUACGCUUUCAAUAGACUUUAUACUCAAGUAUAUCAAUACCCUUACUCCCUCUGAGAGCAAACUCUUGCUCGACCCGCCCUUCAACGUCGACACUUCUGUCGACAUACUUCUUAACCCAAUAAACAAAAACAAUACCGAAAAUAAUUCUCCGCCUCGUCCACAAAACGCCUGGGUUAUAUUCCGUAAAGAUUUCGAAAACCGGUUGCGUAGACUCGAUCCUAACCACCCGCAUACUGUCCAAGACAUUUCCAAGUCUGCUAGUAAAUCUUGGAAAAAGCAGCCAGACGUGGUAAAAAAGUAUUUCAAAUUACUUUCAAAAUUGGCACUUAAAUUACACAAGGAAACCUAUCCCGAUUAUCAAUACAAACCAAAAGUCGGAAGACCAAAGAGAAAAAAGAAAAAGUGGGUGUUCGUACAAUUGGAUAAAGAUACGUUCGAAAACUGUGAGUACAUCAAACAUAAUGCAAACAAAGCAAAUGAAAGAGGGGUUUGCACACAGGAUAACGUUUACGAAAAUGAACAUUAUCAGACAAAUAAUUGUACAGUUGUUCAAGACUAUGACAUACAGUGCAGUAGCGUUAACGAAGGCUUGAAUUUCGAUAAUGCAUAUUAUGUACGCAAUGAUACAUUUCAAGUUGAUAAUAUGAUUAAUAAUGGUUUGAUCAGCGAUAGCCAACCUUAUUUCAAUGACCAAAUUAAUAUCGACGGUGUAUAUCAGCUCACCAAGCCACUAUUAUCGACUGCUGAUCAAUAUGAUAAAGCAACGGGUUUAAAUAUUGUGGCAAAUUAA